Molecule: messenger RNA, 6069 nt
Organism: Cygnus olor (mute swan)
Lineage: Eukaryota; Metazoa; Chordata; Aves; Anseriformes; Anatidae
Gene: ZNF804B
Product: zinc finger protein 804B
Exons: 4
Coding region: 1-4074 (1357 amino acids)
Cellular component (GO): nucleus
Source: RefSeq, a predicted model, not a curated record
AUGGCGUGCUACCUGGUCAUCAGCUCCCGGCACCUCAGCAACGGCCACUACCGCGGCAUCAAGGGCGUCUUCAGGGGACCGCUCCGCAAGAAGGGCGCCCGCUCGCCGGACUAUGCUGAGAAGGAGAAAGCUGCAGCCAAGGCUCUGGAGGAUGUGAAGGCUAACUUCUACUGUGAACUGUGUGACAAGCAGUACCACAAACACCAAGAAUUUGACAACCACAUCAAUUCUUAUGACCAUGCUCACAAGCAGAGAUUAAAAGACUUGAAACAAAGGGAAUUUGCUCGAAAUGUGGCUUCAAAGUCAUGGAAAGAUGAGAAGAAACAGGAAAAAGCACUCAAGCGGCUCCACCAGCUCGCAGAGUUACGGAAACAGUCAGAAUGCAUCACUGGAAGUGGACCAAUGCUUAAAGCCCCCAGAUUAGUCAUGGAAAAGAAGCAGUCGCCAGAUGGAGUUUUCCUAUACAAGGGUGGCAUGGUCACAGCUGGUUCUCAAAGCACCACUGCAAGUGAAGGACAAGGUUUCUCCAGCAGUAUACUAGAGAAACAGCAUCUUAUCAUAAGCAGGCACCAUUCACCUACUAAAAGAUGCCACGUGCUUCAAAAUCAAGUCUCACAAGUGUUCCCAGAUAGCACCAAUGCUUCUCAAAGGGCAGGGGUGUCUUUCUCAUUUUCUAAAAAAGUCCCUUUGAAGCUUGAGUCCUCAGCAUCAGUCUUCAGUGAGAACUCUGAAGAAGGAAAUGAUUGUAGUGAAUCCCCCAACCAUAAAACAAAGCAAGUUCUUGAGGGCUGUCGUUCUGGCACACUUUUGGAAGAGGAUAUAAAAACAGGCCUGGACAAAGGACCACCUAUUCCACAAGACCAAAUGGAUUUGGAUAAUGGUGCAUCAAGUCAUGGAGCUGUGAAACUUAAAAUGCUAAAAGAAAAUGAUAGAAGUAGUGAUAGAGAAAUAGAAGAAAAGGUCAGUGUUCAUUCUUCAUUUUCCAAAAUCAAAAUACAGCUUUCAAAUUUGGAUUUUUCAGGUUCACUUAGAGAAACAGAUCAAGAGAGUAAACUGAGUGAGUCUGAGCAAUUGUUGGAAACUCUCAUUUCACCUUCAUGCCAAGCUAACAGUUUUUGCAUACAGCCAAACACCUACAAGCACAGCAAUGCACAACUGUCUGACAAGUUACCUGAGCUCCCACAACAGCCAGUGCCUGAGCUGACAUUUUCAAGCAACAUUAAUGACAGUCCUGGGGUAGUAAAGAGGGAAAGAUAUUUGGAGGUUUCAGAAACCACAAAUGGAAAUACAGAAUCGCUUUCUAGGGAGACUGUGGUUAAAGAGGCUAAGCCCCAGGAACUGCCUUUCCUCCAUGUAGUGAGCAAAGAUGGCAGCACUGCUCUGCAGUGGCCCACAGAAUUACUUUUGUUUACAAAAACUGAGCCCUGUAUUUCAUAUGGCUGUAAUCCAUUGUAUUUUGACUUCAGACUCUCUUUAAAUCACAGAGAUGGUAAACAGCAUGAAACAAACAAAGAAGGCUGUAAAGACUACUCUAUAAAUAAGACUGCAGAUGAAAAUGAAGCCUCAGGUUUAAUAAAACACAAGCAAAUGUCAAAUGAACAAGAUAAUCAGUUCUUGAAACCAAAGAAGAUGAAAGGUUCCCUAAAUCCAAGAAAGGCCAAGCAAAAAGCUGAGUCAGACAUAGGGAAAGAAAUGAACAAAAAUGGUCGAAAAUAUAUUUCAGAUUAUUUGAAUGAAAAUAUACCCAAAGUGCCUGCUUACCUUGAUGUCUCACAAAAGGAUUAUAUGACAGAAAAAGGUCUUCAUACAACACCACAGAAAAGAUCUUUAAAGCAUCAUUUCCAUAGCUGUGAAAGAAAAAAACAGAGCAUUAGAAAUGAAAGCAUUUCCUUUUCUGCUUUUAUGUCUAGGAUUAAAAAGACUAAAGCUGCAAAAUGUCAUUUAAUUUAUUCUGAAGAAACUCAUGAAAACCAAAAUGACUGCAGAUCCAUUCAAGAUGUGGCCAGCUGCAGCAGUGACAUAAGUGACAGUGGAAAAUAUUCUAGUGGAAGUUUCCUUAGUUAUAAAUCUGGUUCGAACAGCAGGUAUUCAGAAAAUGAAGAAAGUGGAAGUUUUACAAGAUGCUGGAGAUUUCCAUCUCCUGAAAAGUCCUCCUCUGACAGACAUUCCAGCUAUUCUGACACUUCCGUUAGCAGUACAAGUAGCUACAUGAGCAGUUCCUCUAGUCCCACAUCAAACAAUCACAGCAGAAAUCAUUUGCUUUGUUGUUGCAAAAGGAAAAGCAAGACAGCUGAAAGGCACAAAUGUAAACACAGAAAGCACAACUGUAUUUUUACUUCUGAUGAUGCAUAUGAUAAUUAUCUUUGCCAUGUUAGAAGUCACAGAAGUAGAAACUGCACACAGAGGGGCACAAUUAAAUAUCAAAGAUGUUCAAGACAUAAAGUUUUACACCACAGAGAUAGAUUUAAACACAGCAGAUGUAGACACCAGCAUUUUGGCAGAGUGAAUAGUAGAAGUAGAAGCUACAAUGGCUCCAAAAGUUCUUCCACCACAGAAUCAAGAAGCAGCGAGAGCUCAUCUAGCAGCAGAGUAUCAAGAGGUAGUAGUGCAGGGUCCUUCUCAAAAGAGACUGAUAACUGUGAGAAUAAAACAAAAGAGGAUGCAGAAAGAGAUUCUAACACCAAAAGAGGAAAUGAUGGAACUACACAUUAUGAAUCUCUGAAUGUAAACAGCCAGACGAAAAACUUUGCUACCUGCUCUUCUGAAACAUUGGUAAAAGACAUAUGUGGAAAAAGAAAGUCACUGACAGCCAAGUUAUUGUUGGAAAGAGUGCAGUCCAAGAAAACCCAAGAACAAAUGCAUGAUUCAGAAAGAUUUUCAAACAUUUGUGGUAUGGAAUUAAAGGAUCUUUCACAAAGUCACUUUGCGGUUCAGUUUUCAUCAUCGGUAGGUGAUACAGCAAUGAUACCUUUGCCAGAGAAACUGCUAAGCACAGGUAAAAAUGACAUAGGGCAAAAUGAAAGUCCAUUGGAAGGCAGUGUGAAAAGAAACAAAUCUGAAGCUUCAGAGAUAACCAAUGUUGCUCGUUCAACAGGGACUGAUUAUGAUCAUUGUCUUUUUAAAGACAUCAUUCAAAUAGGAACAGGCUAUCAGAGCCCAAGCGUAAAAAGGAGCACAGCAAUAAAGGAACAAUCCAAUCUCUUCAUUAAUGAAGUACAACCCUUUAUACAAAGCUGUGACCCAGUACCAAAUGAUUUCCCUGGUGCUUUUUCCUCUAAAAGAUAUUCUGUUGUUGCUAAUUCAACAGAGACCAAAGAAGAACUACACGAUGUAAACAUGGACUUGAACCAGGCAGAAGGCAGUUCAGACUCUCUUUGUGACAAUGCUAUGCAGAACUACAAUGACACAGUAAAUGAACUAGAAGUGUACACUAAAUCCAUCUCCCCUCCUUUAACACAGCAGCCUAUAACAUUCUCACCAGAAGAAGUAGACAAAUAUAGGUUGCUGCAGCUGCAAGCCCAGCAGCAUAUGCAGAAACAACUUCUGGCAAAACACCUGAAAGUUUUGCCUGCCCCAGGACCAGCUGCCUUCUCUGCAACACCAGCAGUUCCCACCAUCCCUGUUCAGCAGCAUGCUACUGUCACCACCAUCCACCAUACACUGCUGCAACGCUUUGCUGUCUCAGCAUCUGUACAUCCCCAUGGCAGCCAUCUUUCCCUGGCACACCUCCAUCCCCUCUCUCAGGCACAUUUCACCCCUAUAUCACUUUCUCCAUUAGCACCAACCCUCAUUCCUGCCCACCCUGCUCUGCUGGCAGGACACCCGUUGCACUUGGUCUCCACCACCCCUACUCACCCUUCCCCACUGAACUUCCCCAUACUGCCACAUGCUGCGUACAUCCCAGCCUUAUUUACACCACACCUGAAUGCAGCCACACCUCCUGCUAUACAUCCAAAUCCCAUUGUUCAUCCGUUAUUCCAAGGUCAAGAUUCCCAUCAUCAUUCUUGCUCUAGCCAGACCCAACAGUUACCUACAAUAAAAGAAAUUUUUGGUGUUUCUAGUUAUUUAAACUAGCCCAAAAAAUUGCACCAUGGCUCCAGAAACAAAUUUAAAGAAAAAAGAUAUCCAGUGUUCAAUCACAUAUCCGAGGGGAAAUCUACUGUUUUGCUGUACAAAAUGGCAAAUAUUUUAAAGUACAAGUGUUGUCUGACUGCAUAUGAAUGUUGAUUAGUUUCUCAUAUCAUAGGAUAGAAGCAGUUUUAAAGCCUGUCCUGAUACCAUCACAAGAAAUACAGGGUCCAGCUAAUGUCAUGUUGCAGAAAGUUUAGAAAGAACAGCCUGAAGUGAAGCCUGUGACUGUCUGUAGGAAGAGGACCACAGCACUCAGGCACAACAGGACAAAGAACGUCAACAAUGACAGGUGAUUUAAAGUAACACAAUUUAAGGUAGUGCAAUCUUGACACACCUCAAAAGCUUGCUUUUAUGAGCAUGUAAACGUAAUGCUUGAUCUGUGUAAAGCCUUUCAGAAUGAGCCAAAAAGAUAAACCUUGGGACCACAAGUACCUUGUUCUGUUUCCCAGCCAUAAUUUGGAGAGCCUCAUAGUGGUAGGCGAUGAGUUGAUAUUGGAAGAACAGGGUCAUCACAACAUCUCAAAGUUACUUCAGUGAUUUUAUCACUGGGAUAUGUUGCUCGGACUGUGUAAAGGGACUAUAGUCUGGCCACAAAUACAUAACAAAAAUACCCCCUUAUUGUAGGGGGUUCUUUGCUGGCACAGACUGCUAAAUUUUCCCCCCAGCCAAGCUUCCGAGAAGGCAGGAGAAGGAAAGUGAUGAAACCAAGCUCUUUGGCAUUACCUGCUGUGGCUAUGUCAGGGGUGGGGUGCAGCAGCCCAGAGUUGCAAUUCAGAUAGUGCAGGCCUUGAACCUUGGAGGUCACUGGCCCACAAGGUAACUCUUCUUCCUUGCCAACAAAGCUCUGACGUGUUGGGGAGAGUCUUGCCCAAAGUACAUGCAAAUAUAUUUCACCCCUUUCACAAAUAACAUAAACAACUGGCUGGUUUUAUAAAGUCAUGAUGAAAUUCAUAAAAAUACGGAAGUAGAAUUCUGAGCAGAAACUGGCUUUCCAGGUCAUGUCUCAUGAACAACCAUGUCACAGUUCUCAUAAGUACAAGGUGUACUGAAUCUAAGCAAACAUGCCAAGUCUCUAGCAUGGCUUCCCAAACUGAACUUGCAAACUGAAGUCUUGCAUCUAUCUAACUUUCAGGGCAACGUGUACUUGAAAUCUCUAAAAAUAAGUGUGUUUCUGAAAAUAGGUGAGGGCUUCGGCAUCUUUUUGAAUGGUAUACUUUGGAUAUUUUUAUAAUAUUACUAACUCGACAUGGGAUAUUUAGCAAGAAAUUAAGAUCAUAAUUGUGGCUAGACUACAGGCCUGCCUCCCAAUAUAAUUGGACAGUGAAGUGUCUGACAGACAAUACCUGUUUAUUUGGAUUUGAAACAUCUGAAAUAAUUUCAUUUGCAAUGAUGUAGUGCACAAUUACUAAUAUAUAUUUCAGAACUGAUAUAAAGCACAUUGAAAAUGUUUGGAGGAUUUUAUUCCAUUAUAUCCAGCUAUCUGAAGAAGCUGAGAAUUGCAAUUAGGCUGAGUAUUUAAAAUACAACUUAGGACCAAUUUUCUAACUUAGUUUUAAUCAAACUAGAUUGAUCCAUUGCAGUAAAAUGGAAGUGUUUUAAUUUCUAAAAGCAGCUGCUUCAGCAUAAACUGGUAUUAUGCCAAAUUUUUCGAAUGUGUUUACAAAUUGUGAUAGCUUACUUUGUAGUUGAUUUUCAAAGUCAAAGUUUCUUUGGUUGCUUAACAUUUUAGCCAUCAAAGAAAAACUGCUGGAAAAAAAAAAAAAUCUGGAGACUAAGUAGAAGCGAAAUACUUUGUAAUGAAAAAGAGGCUGGUGAAACCAGAUCCCAUCAAAUGUCUUUUGGUUGCAUUCCCAGCUGAUUUAUUCACUUCAUUAACAAAAUGGGUUCAUGAUAUUUUGGAGUUAAUUAUCUUUAUGGUUUAAUUUUUCUUAUUUUAAU